AUGGAGAAGGCUACCCGGAUAUUCAUGUUCCUGUGUGCUAAAGUCUUGAUUGUUCAGGCUACGGAAACAUGUCCAGAUGUGAAGAUUGUGGGCCUUGGGGCUUCUGAAAAGCUCACUAUCCUUCAAGGCUGCCCUGGACUUCCCGGAGCCCUUGGUCCAAAAGGAGAAGUUGGUUCUCCAGGAAUGACAGGGGAAAGAGGCCCUCCAGGGAGCCCAGGAGAGUCAGGAACACAGGGUCCCAAAGGAGACAAAGGGGAUCCUGGGAUGCCUGGAAGCUUAGAUGAGAAGGAACUGGAAACUCAGCUGUGCAAGACAGGAGCAAGAAAUUGUAAGGAAUUGUUGGGUAGGGGGAAUGUCCUCAGUGGCUGGUAUACCAUCUACCUCUCUGACUGCAAGCCUCUUACUGUGCUGUGUGACAUGAACACUGAUGGAGGGGGCUGGAUUGUUUUCCAGAGACGAGCUGAUGGGUCUGUGAACUUUUUCCGAUCCUGGGCUGCUUACAAGAAGGGCUUUGGCAGCAGACUGGGGGAGUUUUGGCUGGGAAAUGAUAAUCUUCACUUGCUGACAGCUCAGGAUGAUAGUGAACUCCGAAUCGACCUCCAAGACUUUGAACACAAUCACCACUUUGCCAAGUACAGGUCAUUCCAGGUUGCUGAGGAGACUGAAAACUACAAAUUGAGUCUGGGAGCCUUUGUGGAUGGAAAUGCAGGUGGGUUAGGGAUUGAUCCAUAA
Gracilinanus agilis (Agile Gracile Mouse Opossum) is the source of this 732-nucleotide messenger RNA. Its product is annotated as ficolin-2-like. The record is from RefSeq and is a predicted model, not a curated record. Lineage: Eukaryota; Metazoa; Chordata; Mammalia; Didelphimorphia; Didelphidae. The transcript is spliced from 8 exons. Bases 1 to 732 code for a protein of 243 amino acids.